Phaethon lepturus (White-tailed tropicbird) is the source of this 825-nucleotide messenger RNA. RefSeq names its product LSM7 homolog, U6 small nuclear RNA associated (S. cerevisiae) (gene LSM7). The transcript is spliced from 4 exons. Lineage: Eukaryota; Metazoa; Chordata; Aves; Phaethontiformes; Phaethontidae. The record is from RefSeq and is a predicted model, not a curated record. Gene Ontology annotation, biological process: mRNA splicing, via spliceosome; nuclear-transcribed mRNA catabolic process. Gene Ontology annotation, molecular function: RNA binding. Bases 1 to 351 code for a protein of 116 amino acids. Gene Ontology annotation, cellular component: spliceosomal tri-snRNP complex; catalytic step 2 spliceosome; U6 snRNP.
AUGGCGAGCGUCGGCGGAGGUGGUGGUGGUGCCAGCAAGAUGGCGGAUAAGGAAAAGAAGAAGAAGGAGAGUAUUUUGGACCUCUCCAAAUACAUCGACAAAACAAUUCGAGUGAAAUUUCAAGGUGGGAGAGAAGCAAGUGGUGUCUUGAAAGGAUUUGACCCUCUUCUGAACCUUGUGCUUGAUGGUACCAUUGAAUAUAUGCGAGAUCCAGAUGAUCAAUACAAAUUAACGGAAGACACACGUCAGCUGGGACUUGUGGUCUGCAGAGGGACUUCUGUGGUUCUUAUUUGUCCACAGGAUGGAAUGGAAGCUAUUCCAAACCCUUUCAUUCAGCAGCAAGAUGGCUAAUGCUUUCUUUGGAUUGUCUCUGAAGACUUCAGGGAUCCAAGACAUCAGAGAAAACUAUCAUUGUGUGAGAAGCUUCCUGUUUUGCGGGAGGAGUUUGAAUGUGUAUUUGUUAGCGUGAAAGAACAGUCAACCGUUAUUUUUGUGGCUUUCCAUAAAUGAUGAGACGAUGGGGCAUGGUGUGUAAGAAUUAAGUUCUGAUCCGUCCCACCCCCCAAAUAAAUUUGUAACUACAUUGUUUAGAGCUGAUAGGAGAGAAUAUAUUGUCAUGGAAUUGUCUGAGACCCUCUUGAUCUUGUGAGUUUUGAAACAACAUUAGUAAAAAAUGUACUGAUUAUUCGUUAUAUUAUUUACUUUUUUGAAUACAUUAAAAAUGUAUUUAAUCUAAAUUAAUCUAAAGACUAAAUACACUAGAACAUGUUUUUCUUCCUGUUAGAUGUCAGUACUUGCCUGGGAAGCAUUGUGUUGUAGUCUUCU